Molecule: messenger RNA, 690 nt
Organism: Mesorhabditis belari
Lineage: Eukaryota; Metazoa; Nematoda; Chromadorea; Rhabditida; Rhabditidae
Source: the annotation of a GenBank genome assembly
AUGACCGACCAUGGAGUUCUUGUUCAUCCGGCACUCUUUGAGCAAUAUUUCGUUUAUCUAAUGAUCCUCGAGCUUUGCACAUUCAGCUCAUUAAUGCUUUCGUACGCAUUGUUCCAACGAUUGUUGACUUCAAAAAGGAUUUUCCACCCAAAUCUGACAACGAUUCUACUCUUUCAACCGAUAUUUCUGAUCAUCGCGACUUUUAUUCGCCAAUUCCGUCAUAUCCUUCAAGUCAUCAAUUUAAUCAAUGGAUUUUCUUUCCAAAUUUGCUCUUUCUUCUCAGAAGCACUUGCCGCUGUGUGUCUAAACAUGACCUCAAGCUACGCCAUCGAACGCUACAUUGCGAUGCGGAAUCUUGAGAAUUACGAGAACAAAUACCCAAAUAAUCACAUCGGAUUGAAGAUCAUUUUGGGAACGCUAACCCUUUUGGUAUUUGACCUAAUUGUUUUCUAUACGAGUCUCUUGCCGGGUUGGUUAGCUUAUGGGAUCAGCUACGUUGUGCAAAUUGUCGGCAUCUUUAGGUUUGGCAGAAGAGAUAUUCGACAAUCGAUGCGAGAUAAUUAUCCAAAUGUGGUUGAUCAUUUUCUUGGAGCCGAUGAUGAAAUUAAAAUUGAAAGCUAUGUUCAGGCCGAGGGUGAAACCAGUCGUACCUACACUUCGAAACGUCUUCGGAGAGCAGCUCAUUUACAA